UAAAGACCCCGCAGCCACUCUGCCGUCUGUUGUGAUUCAGUUGAUUUAAGAAGACAUUCAUUUAACCGCUGAGUCAUAUGGAUGAAGUUUAUGCUGACUGUCUGUGAUUUUUGGAGCUUCAAAAGAGAAAUCUCCUUUCACUUGCAUUUUAAGGACCAACUGAGCUGAGAUAUUUUUCUUCAAAUGUGUUCUGGAGAAGAGGGAAAAUUAUAAACACAUGGGAUAUUACGAGGAUCUGCUCCUCCAUACCUCAUAGUAAUCUGGAUUCACCCUUGCCGUGGAAAAAAGGUGGUAUAUAAAGAGGAUCAACUCCGGUGUAACCACUGAAGUCUACUGACAUACUAUUGCAAAAAUGAAGUUUGUUAAAGAAGAGAGUGAAGACAUGAGUAUUACAGAGCAAUGCAGAAUGAAACAUGAAGAUACUGAGGAACGAAGAGACUUGAUAAACGUAAAAGAAGAAAGUCAAGAACUGGAUGACGUGGAGGAGAAACACCAUCUAUAUCAUACAUUAAAUAAUUUCAUCACUGGUGAAGAUUCUUUUAGUGUCUCGAAGACUGAAAAUAAUUUCUCACAGAAAAGAACUAAAAAAACAAGAGACGAAAACACAUUCACCUGCACUCACUGUGGAAAGAGUUUUGCACAAGCAGCCCAUCUCACACUUCAUCUGCAAAAUCACACUGGAUUAAGACCAUUUAACUGUGAACAGUGUGGCAAGAAAUUUAGUCGGAAAUCAAAUCUGAAGGUACACAUGACAACUCACACAAAUAAGCCAUUUGUGUGUUCUUGUUGUGGAAAGAGUUUCGCUCAUUCAGGACUCCUGAAAGCACAUGAGAGAGUGCAUACUGAAGAGAAGCCAUACCACUGUACUUCAUGUGGGAAAAUGUUCUCAAAGAGAAAACAUCUAAAUAGUCACAUGAAAAUUCACACUGGAGAAAAGCCUGUCCUCUGCCAUCAGUGUGGCAAGAGUUUCAGAGAUAAAGGUGAUCUUCAGCGUCACAUGAGAAUUCACACUGGAGAGAAGCCUUUCCCCUGCCAUCAGUGUGGAAAGAGUUUCAGAGUGAAAGGAGAUCUUAAACGUCACAUGAGAAUUCACACUGAAGAGAAGCCAUACCACUGUACUUCAUGUGGGAAAAUGUUCUCAAAGAGAAAACAUCUAAAUAGUCACAUGAAAAUUCACACUGGAGAAAAGCCCUUUCCCUGCCAUCAGUGUGGCAAGAAUUUUAGAGAUAAAGGUGAUCUUCAGCGUCACAUGAGAAUUCACACUGGAGAAAAACCCUUCCCCUGCCAUCAGUGUGGAAAGAGUUUCAGAGUGAAAGGAGAUCUUAAACGUCACAUGAGAAUUCACACUGGAGAGAAGCCAUACCACUGUACUUCAUGUGGGAAAAGUUUCUCAAACAGAAUAAAUCUAAAUCGUCAUAUAAAAAUUCACACUGGAGAGAAGCCCUUCCCCUGCCUUCAGUGUGGAAAGAGUUUCAGAGAGAAAGGAAAUCUUCGGCUUCACAUGAGAAUUCACACUGGAGAGAAGCCUUACUCUUGCUCUCAGUGUGGAAAGAGUUUCACACUUGCAGGACAUCUCAAACAUCAUCUGCAAAAUCAUUCUGGAUUAAGACCAUUUAACUGUGAUCAGUGCAGUAAGAAAUUUAUUUUGGCAUCUCAUCUAAAGGCACACAUGACAACUCAUAGUUAUGAGAAGCCUUACCUGUGUUCUUUUUGUGGAAAGAGUUUCGGUACAUCAGGACACCUGAAAGCACAUGAGAGAGUGCAUACUGGAGAGAAGCCAUUCAAAUGCACUAUAUGUGGGAAGAAUUUCACCCAAUUAAGUGGUCUGAAGUCUCAUUUAAAAAAGAGUUGCUCAAAAUUAUAAUUGUGAGCAUGGUUAUUUCAGGGUCAACACUUAUGUUUUUAAUGUAUAACAUAACUUCAGUCAGUUUACUAGAUCUGUUGUAGUCCAUCCAUCCAUCCAUCCAUCUUCAACCGCUUAUCCGAAGUCGGGUCGCGGGGGCAGCUGCUCCAGCAGGGGGCCCCAAACUUCCCUAUCCCUGUAGUCAUAUAAUAAUUUCAAAAACAUGAACCAUAAAGGUCAGGAGCAGAAAAAUACAUGCUAAAAGGCAUUCUAUGCUAAAUUAAUUUUGAUAUUUCUUUUUUUUUUCGUUCUUGUUUUUCAGUAAAAUAUCUAAACAUUCUUAAAACAAGAUAUUUUUACUUCACAAGCUAAAUGUCAUCAUUGUAAGUCUUCUUUUGAACUGAAUUCAGUGAAGUUUAGGCUUAAAACAAGAAAAAAAUAUUUGCAAAUGGGCUAAGAAAUAUUAUUUUAAGCAUAAUGUUUACUAAAUUUGGUCAGAUUUAUCUGAAAACAAGACAUUGUUUCAUUAGCCAUUUAAAUAUAUUUCUAUCAGUAAGACUCGCAGACUUGAGGUAAAUGUAAGAUGGCAUUUAUUUGAUGAAUAUAAAACAGAAAAGUAAGGUCUCUCUUUGGCCUAGGCCCUGUCUGGCGGUCCAAAGUUAUAGUACUCGGAACCGUCAUAUCCUGCCAGAGAUAAGAGGCAGAGGCGAGGAGCCUACCCCCGUGCAGGACGGGACUCAACUGGUGGUGGUAGGGUGGUGGAGGUUGCCAUGUUAGCACGCUGAAACAGCAAUGUGAUAGAUUGUGAGCAGACAUUAUAAAGCAAUGGUUUACAUGUGAUUGGCUGGGAAUUACCCAGCUAAUGGUGCGAUGAUGUACAGCUGCUAGUCUUCCUGCUAGAACUACGCUGGGCUUACAUAUAUUGUUUUAUGAAUACUGGCUGGGUUAGAAGACAAAUUUUUUGUUUGUUUUCAUUGUAUAAAUGAUCAUAACCUUGUAAAAGACUUAUCUACCAGAUUGUAUAUCAAUAACAUCUGAAUAACAGGAAUAACCUUGCAUAUUAAAUACAAAUUAAA
Xyrauchen texanus (razorback sucker) is the source of this 2919-nucleotide messenger RNA. Its product is annotated as gastrula zinc finger protein XlCGF57.1-like. The transcript is spliced from 4 exons. Gene Ontology annotation, molecular function: DNA-binding transcription factor activity; RNA polymerase II cis-regulatory region sequence-specific DNA binding. The record is from RefSeq and is a predicted model, not a curated record. Bases 353 to 1864 code for a protein of 503 amino acids. Gene Ontology annotation, biological process: regulation of transcription by RNA polymerase II. NCBI's taxonomy places the organism in Eukaryota, Metazoa, Chordata, Actinopteri, Cypriniformes, Catostomidae.